Molecule: messenger RNA, 3022 nt
Organism: Sinocyclocheilus rhinocerous
Lineage: Eukaryota; Metazoa; Chordata; Actinopteri; Cypriniformes; Cyprinidae
Product: tectonin beta-propeller repeat-containing protein 1-like
Exons: 19
Coding region: 2-3022 (1006 amino acids)
Cellular component (GO): membrane
Source: RefSeq, a predicted model, not a curated record
CAUGAUGUCGGGGUCGCAGCUGUGGGCGGUGGAUGUGUACGGGCGGGGGUUCAGUCUGUGGGCCGCUGGAGGCCGCUGGAGGCGCGCCGCGGAUCUCCUGCUGGAGCUGAAGCGGGUGACGGGCUCUCUACACUGCUGCUGGGGCAUCGGCUGCGACCAUCAGGUUUAUCUCCAUGUGUAUCCCAGUCAAGUGCCUAUACGCCAUCAGGAAGAGACCUAUGAAAAUCAGAGAUGGAACCCAGUUGAUGGUUACACAGACACACUCCUCCCGACAGACCGCUGGCAGUGGACGGAUGAGUCGGGCUUGAACCCACAACCUCUUCACAGCUUUGUGUUGCCGUCUGCUAACUGGGAGUGGGAGGGUGACUGGUACGUGGAUGAUGAAAGCUGUGGGAGAGAAUCCAGUGAGACAGGGGGGUGGGAGUAUGCAGUGGACUUCCCUGCCACCUUCACCAAAGAGAAGAAGUGGAACUCAUGUGUCCGUCGCAGGCGAUGGCUUCGCUACAGGAGAUAUAAAGCACUGGGAUCCUGGGCCAAGGUGCCUCUGGACAGAGCCAGACCUCCACCAGAGCCCUUCACUGACAUCAGCUGUGGAGGCUGGGACAUGAAUGACCUGAGUCCUGAGAAACACAUUUAUCUGUGGGCCGUGUCCCAGCAAGGGAAGCUGUGGUUCCGCACAGGCAUCAGACAGCAGAACCCGGAGGGGACGCGCUGGGAACCCAUCCAGGUGCCCCGAGAGGUGGCGCAGGUCAGCGCCGGGCCGAAAGACCUGCUAUGGCUCGUUCUCUGGGAUGGACAACUGCUGGCCAGAACGGGCAUCAGUAAAGACUGCCCUAAAGGCUCAUCGUGGGAGCUAGUGCAGCCUCCAAAUCAGAAAGGAGCUGUUCAUGUCGCAGUGGGAAUCACUGUCGUUUGGGCCGUUACUAAAGACAACAAAGUCUGGUUCAGGAGGGGUGUGAAUUCCCACAAUCCCACUGGCUCAGGCUGGAUCAGUAUUGGUGGAGAGAUGGUGAUGCUUAGCAUGGGGCCCAAUGACCAGGUAUGGGGGGUUGGCAGCGAUGACCGGACUGUGUAUUUUCGUCAUGGCGUGACAGCCACAGAGGUCACUGGCAGGUCAUGGGUGGCAGUGUCAGCUCAGCUUGAUGGCAGUGAAAGCACAAAUCAUUCCAGUGUCCGUGUUCACAGUGAUGCCAGUGUCUUCGCUGGUGAGGUCACCGCUCCUUCCCAGGGUUCCGUUCUGGGCUGUGAUGACACGGACAUUCCAAAGCCACGUGUCCCCAAGAUCACGAGUGACAGCUUUAUCUCUGCGCUGGUGUCUGAUCGCUCCGCUCCAGCACACGACCCGCCCUCUGCGGCUCACCCCAGUGUACCUGAGGACAACCAGGUGACGAGCCAAGAGUCCAAUUCCUCUAUCCUGAGCCCCAGCAGCCCGUCCGAUGGUAGCGAGACACCAUGGAGCAAUGUUGACCUGGAGGAGAUGAAGGGCUCGGUUCCCAGCAGCACUCGGAGCUCAGUGGCCACGUACCCCAUUGAGCUGCAGCACAACACGGUAGUGCAGGAGGAACUGCCGCCCUGGGCCUGGGUCACCGGUGGAGGAUGUGACAUCAGUUCCAGCUCACAUGUCGACUUGUUUAACAUCUCAGAUCCCGGGCCGCUCUCUCCAUCCAUCACACCUGCCCUCAGUGCUCUAGACACAGACACUCGGACAAGAGGAGCCCAGCAAGAGAGAGACGUCUCUAUAGAGAAGUCUGUGCAUGUGACGAGAGGUUGUAUGUGUUGGUGGAGGGACUGGAUGCCUCAUCAGUGGGAGGAUGUCAGUGUGACGCUGGAGCAGGUCACCGGUGCUGGAGCUCAGACAGGAGACAUCCUUUACCUCUACUACACUCACGACCAGCAGAAGAAGUAUCUGUAUGCUGUGAUAAAGGAGGUGACGGCCCUGGUGCCCGUGUUCAGGGACUCUCUGUACACUAUGGCUGUUUACACGCCAGAGAGAACCAAACAGAGACGCCCAAUUUUACUGGCAACUCCCUCUCAACAAGACUUCAACACCUGGCUGUCUCUGUUGAACGAGUCGUGUUGUGCGUCCAGGGGUCUUGGAGAGCAUCCAUCCAAACAGGCCCUGUGGGCUGUGACGUGUAAAGGUGACGUCAUGGUGCACGAGCCGUCACCCAGCCUGGAAGCCGCGGCGCAGUACUUACCCUGUGACCACAUGUUCUGGCGUCAGGUUCCUGCUCAUCUGCUCUGUGUGGAGUCUAACAGUCUGGGUGUGGUGUGGGGCAUCGCUCACGAUCAUACCGCCUGGGUCUACACGGGGGGCGGCGGGGGACCGUCUGCUCAGGGAAAUGAAAACCUUAACCAAGCAAUAAGUGAUGUGAGGAGUGUGUACAUCUAUGAGAACCAGCGCUGGAACCCAAUGGCAGGAUACACAGACAAGGGUCUUCCCACAGAUCGUUACAUGUGGAGCGAUGCUUCAGGUCUGAGAGAGUGUACCAAAGACAACACCAGCCCUCCCUCACCGCAGUGGACAUGGGUUUCUGAUUGGGCUGUUGACUACGGUGUCCCAGGAGGGACAGAUAAAGAGGGCUGGCAGUAUGCUGCAGAUUUCCCAGUGACGUUUCAUGGUUAUAAGACGAUGAAGGACUUUGUGCGACGCAGGCGGUGGGCUAGGAAGUGUAAGAUCGGCCUUACUGGCCCGUGGCAGAAGGUUCCUCCGAUCGCUCUGACUGACGUCACCGUCUUGCCGUGUCUGGCCCAGUGCAGUCUGGAGCAGGUUCCUGUGUGGGCCAUCAGUGAGAAGGGAGAUGUGCUGUGCCGCCUGGGAGUCACCGCCAACAACCCGGCUGUGAGAACUAAACCGUGUCACUAUCCUGCACCCACCCUCACAAAACAGGGCCACGUGAUCUCCAAAAUUUCAUUUCAGUUGAAAAGUCGAGAGGAAAUCAUCUUUUCUCACCUCACGCCCAAAGUAAACGCCACAGACACUGAGAAACCACCAAAGGAAGACACAUCCCGAAUGGGUUAA